AUGGCACGAUACAAUGUUGAUAUUCAAUGCCGCGAUGCGAGGUUGAUGCACCGACACGCGCGAGGACGCGCAACGCUGAAUCGCGUUACCAUAACCCGAGUGGUUUUUGCUACCAUUUCCAUUGGGACUCGCUUGCCUGUACUGACACUUUUGGUUCUGCUCGCAGAGGUUUCACCAGACUCCGCUGGUUGUCACAACAAGGAGUGCCGAGACCAUAAUAUUGAGAUUACAAAAGGCGAAAUCCGUGUCGGCACCUGGGUCGAAAAAUUUAAAAGCUGGCGGUGGCGGCACUGGGGCUGCACCACUCCCCUUGUUCUCGCUAAUAUGAUCAAGAACUUGUUCGGAAAGGAAGAAUUGAAAGGUGAUGAAGAUUUUGACCGCAUCGUUGGCUGGAAGGGUUUGUCCAAGACCCAACAAGACGCUGUCCGCAAAGCCCUCACGGAACGCCACAUUCCAGAUGAGGACUGGAAAGGCGAUGUUGAGUGCAAUCGGCCAGGCAAGCGAGGCUUCCGUCUUUCUAAGAAGAAGGCGCGUGCUAAGAAAGACGCGGACGAAUAUUCCCAGUCCAGUGAGGCUGAAGCUGGCGAGAGAACCAAAAUGACUGCUCUUGCUAAGAAGGCUACCGAUGAAAACGACAACAUUGGGAAGUCCCGAAAGCUUAAGCCACAUACCCGUGGCGGGAAGCCGGAGAAGAAGCCAGUGGUCGAUGAUUCAGCCAAUGAGGAUGCUAACCGCUAUGUCCGUGUGGAAGGAAGAUUUUUUAUCACAACCAUAUGCCCUUAUUGUGGAUGUUCAUCUCAAGAGCGAAAGCCUUUUGACACCGCUCAGACACACACGAAAGACGCUUAG
Messenger RNA from Penicillium diatomitis, 849 nucleotides. Its product is annotated as PARP-type zinc finger-containing protein. The coding region runs from base 1 to 849 and encodes 282 amino acids. Gene Ontology annotation, molecular function: DNA binding; zinc ion binding. The transcript has 5 exons. The record is from RefSeq and is a predicted model, not a curated record. Lineage: Eukaryota; Fungi; Ascomycota; Eurotiomycetes; Eurotiales; Aspergillaceae.